AUGGCUGGAGCCAUUCGUCAACCGAUCGAUAUCCCAGCCCUCGAGCGGUACAUUGACCAGAAUGUGCCUGUGAUCAAGACACCGUUGGAGGUGAAGCAGUUUGGCUUUGGCCAGUCGAACCCGACGUACCAGCUUAUCGCCGCUGAUGGUCAUAAAUUCGUCAUGCGCAAGAAGCCACCAGGCAAACUGCUGUCGAAAACUGCACACAAGGUGGAACGGGAAUAUAAGAUAAUCCAUGCCUUGGAGAACACGGAUGUGCCUGUCCCCAAGGCAUACUGUCUCUGCGAGGAUAGCAGUGUCAUUGGGACACCCUUUUACAUCAUGGAGUUUCUGGAUGGGAGGAUAUUCACCAACCCGGCCAUACCAGAAGUUUCUCCGGAGGAGAGGACUCUUCUGUGGAAAGAUGCCGUUCGCACCUUGGCCAAGUUCCACCGCGUUGAUCCCAAGGCCGUCGGGUUGGAAAGCUUUGGAAAACCGACAGGGUUUUAUGAUCGGCAGAUCGCCACGUUUACAACGAUAUCCAAGGCCCAAGCUCAAGCUGUCGAUGUCGAAACCAAGGAGCCGGUCGGAGAUCUCCCCCAUUUCAUGGAGAUGGUGCGCUUCUUCCAAGACAAGGCCGCCCAACCCAAGGACCGAGGUACUCUUGUCCAUGGUGACUACAAGAUCGACAAUAUGGUUUUCCAUAAAACCGAACCCCGUGUCAUCGGUAUCCUAGACUGGGAGAUGGCGACGGUGGGACAUCCUCUCUCGGACUUUAGCAAUCUUACUAGUCCGUACUUCCUCGAAGGCACAGAGUACCAGGCGGACAGUUUUAAGCCCGGAGUCGUUCCAGGGCUACCCGCACGUGAGGACUGCUUGCGGUGGUAUAGCGAAUACGCUGGAUGGGAUCCAACUCCAGAAGUCAUUUGGGGAGAUGCGUUCUUUUCUUGGCGGAGUUCGGUCAUCAUGCAGGGAAUCAAAGCCCGAUAUGCGCUGAGACAGGCCAGCAGCGCGCGAGCCGCAGAGUAUGCCCAAAAGAUGGUGCCCUUUGCAUUGUCUGCGUGGGAGCGAGUGGAAAAGGUGCAGAAGUCCCUUCGACAAAAGGGCAAGCUGUAA
This is a messenger RNA of Aspergillus calidoustus, 1095 nucleotides long. The record is from the annotation of a GenBank genome assembly. NCBI's taxonomy places the organism in Eukaryota, Fungi, Ascomycota, Eurotiomycetes, Eurotiales, Aspergillaceae.